CCUAAAACCGCGUAUGAAAUUAUUGAGACUUCUCCCAAGAAGAAUGCCAAUCCCCUCUUCCAAGGAGAAUCAAUCUUGAUCGGUAGUUCUCAGAAUUGCGGAUUUGAAUGCUAUUAAUAGUGCGCUUAAACGAUCGAUAACGCGAAUUGAGGGCGAUUGGAGAGAGCUGGCGGCUAUGGGCGGAGUGAAGCUGGCGGCUCUGGUGCUUCUCACGGUGCUGUCAAUUUCAUCGGCCGCAGAGAAAUUUUGGAAAUCCGGACGAGUUUCUUCUUCUUCUCCGUCUUCUAUUGUCCUCCCACUGCACGGCGAUGUUUAUCCCAAUGGCUAUUAUUUUGCUCAAGUCUUUGUAGGGAGGCCGCCAAAGCCCUAUUUUCUUGAUCCCGACACUGGCAGUGAUCUCACGUGGCUUCAGUGUGAUGCUCCCUGUAGUCGUUGCAUGAAGACGCUUCACCCGCUAUACAAGCCCAAUAAUGACCUUGUCGGUUGUAAAGACCCUCUCUGCACGUCAUUGCAGUCAAUUGAACACAAAUGUGAGACUCUAGAACAAUGUGACUAUGAGGUUCAGUAUGCAGAUGGUGCUUCUACCCUCGGCGUCCUGCUUACGGAUGCUUUUUCCUUCCAUCUCACUAACGGGAUUGAGAUUGAACCUACUCUAGCUAUUGGAUGUGGAUAUGACCAGGUAGCUGGUCACUCUUACCAUCCUGUAGAUGGAGUACUUGGACUAGGGAAAGGACCCACCAGCAUUUUGUCACAGCUUAAGAAAAUGGGUCUGGUGCGUAAUGUUGUUGGCCAUUGCUUGAGUGGGAAAGGAGGAUAUCUCUUCUUUGGCGAUCAAGUCUAUGAUGCUUCACAAGUAGUUUGGGCUCCAAUGUUGCGUGAUUACCAGAAGCACUACUCGCCAGGAUAUGCAGAGCUGAUUUUUUAUGGUAUUCGUACAGAGGUUAAGAGUUUUCGUGUGAUCUUUGACAGUGGGAGUUCUUAUAGCUAUCUGCAUUUUGAGCCAUACCAAGCUUUAGUUUCUUUGGUGGAGAAAGGACUAAGUAGCAAGCCCUUGAGAAGAGCGGACGAUGACGAUACUCUACCACUGUGCUGGAAGGGAAAGAAGCCUUUCAAAAGUGUACAGGAUGUCAAGCAAUACUUCAAACCUUUUGCACUGAACUUUUCCAAUGGACGGAAGGCCAAAUCUCAACUUGAAAUCUCCCCAGAAUCAUAUCUUAUCAUAUCAUCUAAAGGCAGUGUGUGUUUGGGGGUGCUAAACGGUACCGAAGCAGGUCUAGAUGAUAUUAACAUAAUCGGAGAUAUAUCAAUGCAAGAUAAAAUGGUGAUUUAUGACAAUGAGAAGAAUUCAAUAGGAUGGAUCCCUGCAAAGUGUGUUCAGCCAUCAAAAUCACCCAAUUCUGAGAUGUAAAUAGAGAUAAUCAACUUCUUAUUUGUCGACUUGAAGUGCAGUAUUAUUUACUUAUAAAGUAAUAGUAUAAAAGAUGAACUACGCCCAAAGCUUACUUUAUACAGAGAAUCUUCAACUUUUUUGCAUUGGGCCCACUCUAUGUACACAUUGUCAUGUGAUUCCAAUUAUUCCUUUUGUUUUUAAUAGAAUGGAGUGAAUUUUGAGAAUGCUAGAUGUUUUGUGACACCAUUGCACUGGGCUAUCAAAUUUCUAACUUUAAUCAUUUUACUGCCUCUCUCUCUUGAAAGUUUGAUGAGUAACAGGGUGACCCAUUUCUAUGUAGCCCUCAAUUUCAGAAUCAAGCUACACAUCAAGAACUUUAGGAAUUGUGCUUUCAUAGAACAUUCCGCAGCAAACCUCCUGUCUGGCAAUUGAAAGGUCUAAUGGGCAACUCCUUGCUUCUUACCAGUGAUGUGUGGUGAUGGAAUAUGUAUAUGAUACCAUGGGGUUGCUAUUAGAAUGGUCAUCUUCUACAUGAAUAAGACUCAACUUUUGUUGGGUAUGAUCACUGUCUUUCCAUUAGUAUAUGUUGUAAAGAUAAACCAUUUCCUUUUUUUUAUUAUUCCCUUCCCUUUCAAAAUUUGUAGUUUCUCUUGUAUUUGCAUGAGUCUUAAGAAAAAGCAAGGUGAAGG
Cuscuta campestris is the source of this 2079-nucleotide messenger RNA. The record is from the annotation of a GenBank genome assembly. NCBI's taxonomy places the organism in Eukaryota, Viridiplantae, Streptophyta, Magnoliopsida, Solanales, Convolvulaceae.